Messenger RNA from Drosophila simulans, 578 nucleotides. RefSeq lists its product as uncharacterized. Lineage: Eukaryota; Metazoa; Arthropoda; Insecta; Diptera; Drosophilidae. The transcript has 2 exons. The coding region runs from base 95 to 355 and encodes 86 amino acids. The record is from RefSeq and is a predicted model, not a curated record.
ACAGCGAGGCGAUAACCUCGAGUAGCUCGUAAAUAAUAGCAGGUGAGAACACAAAUAACUCACAUUCGCAAUCAGUCAGCCCGACACCUACGACAUGAACUGGGCUACCAUAAUAGUUGCAAUUAUCCUGCUGCUGCCAGCCAGCCAGCAAAGCUUUAUUAGAUCCGAAGGUUUGGAACUCAAAGUGCUGUCGUACAAUCCCACAUACGAUUUCUGGUUUUUCAUGCCAACUGGCAGACCCAAGGUGGUUACUCAGAAUGUACAGAAUGCGUAUUGGGCUGCUCGGACAAAAGGAGGUGUUUGCUUCACAGAUCUGUGGUUCUACUGUGCAACUGGCGUCAAAAUAGAGGAGUAAAUAUCAUGGCAACAAGGGAACACAAACCAUGUCUAUUUGAAGAUUUGUUGCACACAAACGUUUAUUAAAACAAGAAAAUAAAUAAUCUGCGUAACGUUUACACAAAAACCCUAAUCAUAACUAUGUGCUUUAUCGGGAAUGUUAACGUCCAAGUCGUAAAAAUGUAAAACAUUUGUGUUAUCUUAUUUACGUUGAAAAGUAAACUUUUACAUAAGAAACCAAA